Funneliformis caledonium is the source of this 305-nucleotide messenger RNA. Lineage: Eukaryota; Fungi; Glomeromycota; Glomeromycetes; Glomerales; Glomeraceae. The record is from the annotation of a GenBank genome assembly.
GUAUUGAUCCUAGAAGAUUGACAAAAGAACAACUAUUAUUAGAACUGACAAAACGAAAAAUAAAUGUUGACAAAACUGCUAAAAGAGACGAGUUGAUUAAAGAAUUAGAACUUGCCUUAAUCAACAAUAUAGAAAUAAUACAAGAGGAAAACUUUUUAGAAGGUGAUGUUGAUAAAAGUAAAAGAUACACUACUGCUAUCAUAUUAGAAAGUCUAAAAAGGAAAGUUGAGGAAGGAGAACUGGGUGAAGACGAGGUUCCAAAACUACAAACUAUUCAUGGCUGGAUUUCACGUUAUUCCGCAUAG